AUGGAGCUCCACCUCGCGCCAACGUGCCCGCUGCCUGAGGUCUUCGCCGACGCCGCCAUCGCCCCGCGUGCCUCGGCCUCCUCCUCGCAACGUGCCGAGGCCGCUACCCGUCGUCGUGCCCGUCCGAGCCUCACUCUCAUCGUGCUCACUGCACGCGAUGCACGCCCGUCGCGUCGCGUCUCCUCGUCCCGCGCCGGCUUCCUCUCCCCUCUGUCCCCGCGCGAGCAUCACCGCGCCGACUCGCCCGUCGCCUUGCCGCCAACCGCGUCGUCCCGCACCCACGCACCGCGUCGUCGUGGCCGCGACCUGCGCCCCUCGCCGCAUGCGUUCCGGCGCCCGCUCGCAGCCGCCACCUCGCACCGUCCUGCUGCCUUCGCCCCGCCCCCUGCUCGCCUUGUCGCGCUGACCCUUGCGCCGUCCCCUUGUCCUGCAGCUCCUGCACGCCCUGCUUUCCCACCGCCCACCGCUGGGCGCAACUCCGGCCGGCCGGCUCACCACGCCCGCUGGUCGCAGCCAGAUGCGCCCCGCCCCGCGCGCCCCUGGGCGAGCGCCGUGGCGGGCGCCCACGCGCCGCAUCCACCGCCCGGUGCCCGCUAA
This is a messenger RNA of Aegilops tauschii subsp. strangulata, 597 nucleotides long. Lineage: Eukaryota; Viridiplantae; Streptophyta; Magnoliopsida; Poales; Poaceae. The record is from RefSeq and is a predicted model, not a curated record.